UGUCCAUGUGUAUCACCAUGCGGAUGGAACCAGUCAGCUCAAGCAUGGAAAGCAGAAAAACGUUGUUUUGACGUAAACAUAUUGUUACAUACAGCGUGUACAAGAGUGAAAGUUGAAUCGUAAUACGAUCGUUUUUAAUGAACGGAAUAUUUAAUGUCAAUUAUAAGGACCAUUUGAGUGACUGUUGUUUACAUUGACACGCUAAUUUAUACAAGCGUAUAAUUAUUGUACUGUUGUCUGUGUUGAAUAUUUUAUCAAUGAGAUUAAUGUUGUAAUUGUUUUCAAAAUUCGACAAUUUAGAAGAGAAAAUGUCAGAAAAAUAUGAAAUGGCUCCGGCUGGAGCUAACGGUUCAACAAGUCAUUCUUCAGAGGCAGACGAAACUGUGAAUCUUAAACCUAAAAUUUCAUUAAUUAACGGAAUUACAAUUAUCGUUGGAUCAAUUAUAGGAUCAGGAAUUUUUGUUAGUCCAAAAGGUGUUUUAGAACAUGCGGGUAGUGUUGGACUAUCGUUAAUAAUUUGGGUAGCAUGUGGACUAUUUUCAAUGAUCGGUGCUUAUUGUUAUGCCGAACUAGGUACUUCAAUUAUGAAGUCGGGUGCUGACUAUGCUUAUAUUUAUGAAGCGUAUGGACCAUUUUUAGCAUUCUUAAGACUUUGGGUUGAGUGUAUGAUUGUUCGACCAUGUUCACAAGCGAUUGUUGCGCUAACAUUCUCAUAUUAUGUCAUAGAACCUUUAUUCCCGGACUGUGAACAACCAGACGUUGCUGUAAGGUUGCUUGCAGUUGUUUGUAUAUUAAUCCUGACCUUUGUUAACUGCUACGACGUUAAGUGGGCUACUAGAGUUCAGGAUGUGUUUACUUAUGCCAAACUGCUGGCCUUGGCGCUCAUUAUCAUCACAGGGGUUGUGCAGCUAUGCAGAGGAGAGACUGAGCACUUUCAGGAUCCUUUUGAACACACGGAAACAAACAUCGCCAAGGCCUCACUAGCAUUCUACUCCGGACUGUUCGCAUACAAUGGAUGGAAUUACCUAAACUAUGUGAUAGAAGAAUUGCAAGACCCUGUCAAAAACUGCCCGAAGGCGAUAUGGAUCUCAAUCAGCCUGGUAACCCUAGUGUACACUUUCGCGAACGUGGCAUACUUUACCACCGUGAGUCGAGUAGAGGUUCUCAGUGGAGCUGCAGUUGCCGUGAUGUUUUCCAAGCGUCUGUAUAAUGUGGCAUGGGUGAUCAUGCCCAUCUUUGUGUCACUCUCCACGUUUGGAGGCGUGAAUGGUAUCCUCUUCACCUCAUCCAGGUUGUUCUAUGUUGGAGCAAGAGAGGGACAUAUGCCUCAGAUCCUCUCUAUGGUUCAAAUCACGAGGCUCACACCCAUGCCUGCAUGUCUAUUCAUGGGUCUGCUAUCUCUAGUCUACCUGACCUCAUCCAACAUGUAUGCCCUCAUCAACUAUGUGAGCUUUGUAAACUGGCUUGCCAUUGGUCUGUCUGUUACUGUGCUAUUGUACUUCAGAUGGAAACGCCCAAAUAUGGAUAGACCAAUCAAGGUUGCUAUUAUCUGGCCAAUCAUAUAUGUAGUGAUGUCCAUGAUCCUCGUAUUUCUACCUAUGUACUCUAGUCCUACAGAAACAGGGUUUGGAUGUUUAAUUAUCUCCACGGGAAUACCGGUCUACUUCGUGUUUGUCUACUGGGAAAACAAACCAAAGUCCAUUCUACAGUUUAUAGAUAAAGCCACAUUAGCUCUACAGAAACUGAUGAUGUGUGUCCCAGAGGAAGGGUUUGAGAAGAGAGAAUAAACUGAUAUGGAGGUGCUUGAUACCUCAAGAUUUUUGCCAUGAUGAAGGCAACUGCGUUAGGCAGAAAUAUCUACAGAUGUCAGAUGGAGAUGGAAAUAGGGCCAGAAGAAGAGACCUUGCCAAAGCCAUCUUCAUGUAAAAAAGAAAUCAUGUUCCAUAUCGCAAAACUGGAAAAGCCGUCUUCGAUUGAAGCUAAGGCGGCACCAUACAUCAAUAAUACCUUUCCCUUGAAGUCUUUUAUCAGCAUUUAAUUGUUAAUGAAAAUCUUUUAUUUAAUUUGUAAGUGAUUUUAGUCCUUUUUGAAAAUGCUCAAAUUGUUUUUGAAUCAUUUUUUUCAUUCAUUAAAUUAAAUUUCAACCGCCUCUAUUUGUUUCAAAGUAGGUUUCUUUUCAUUUUUGAAAUUUGCUAUUUUCAAAAGAAAUACCUAUUUUAUGUUUCAAACUCUAAUACCCUGAUUCAUUCUGAUUAUUUCUUUGACUGACCAGUUCAUUUAAUUAAAAGUUUAUUUUUUAAAACUCACAGUUUAUGAUUAUUGUUUUAGUGUUGUUCUGAUCUCCUUUAAGAUUUUGGAUUUUUUUUGUUGUGUAAUUAUGUUUGUGUCCUUUGGAUUUUUGUUCAUAACCACAUAAUAAGUGUACUGCUGCCUAGGACCGAAAAUUAUGAUCAGCACCUUCUGGAGUAAUUGUUUUAUUACAUGAUCUAUAAAUAAACCUUUCAUGAUUGGAGGAAAAGCUAUUUUCACAGACAAUAAAAUGCAAUAUUGAUCUGUCUUUUUAUAGACUUGAAACAGUUUAUCAUAAUAACACUGAAAAAAUCACUUCAAAAAUGCCAUAUUGACAGUCUGUUAAGACUGGCUACAGUUUAGCACAUGGUGUCAUAAUAUAUCAUGCAGUAUCAUGUAAUAAAACAGCUAUUUACUUGUUAGCUGUAAAUUAUGCAGUUUGCAUUAACCACAAAAUCAUUAUUGACCUCUGCUAUCACCUCGGUCAUGAAGGAUUUUUUGGUCAAUAUGACAGCAUAUUUCACAAUUAAUAAGUACAUAAUUGUAUAUAAUUUACAGUGAGCAAUAUCUUACCGUAGGUAUUUUAUUCCAAGCGGUGAGAAAAUAUGUUUAACAAAGCUGUAAUUGUGCUUCAUUUUAAAACUGUGAUUUAGAAUGAAGACAUUGUAAUCUUCCAUGUUUGUUGUCAAACUGAACACUAACACAAAGUACAAAUUAUGAUUAUUUCUGCACUUAUAUUAUCACACAUAUGUCAUAUAAAUCUAUGUUAUAGAUCAAAUAGAACAAACAUGUUAUUACUUAUGCAUGUUUAUCUCGAGGAAAAAAGCAUUUAGGUUCUAAGUGACAUUCAAUCAAGAAACUGAAAGACCAUUGUCACUUUUAUUUCUUGAUCUGUAAAUAGUCUGUGAUGGUUUAAUUCACCACAGGUUUGGUGUAGUUAGCUCUCAUACUAUGAAUCAUGUGAACAUGUGAUGAUGUAUUUAUUAAUAUUAUUUAUUAAUAACCGCUGUUCAAGGCGGGCAAGCAAAUCAGAGCAAGACAGAGUAUUAAAGCUGCACUCUCACAGAUUGACAGUUUUGAUUUUUUUUCAGAAUCAGCUGAUUUUGCAAUCAAUGAAAAUCAAUUAAUGCCAUCAAAUCAGUCAUAUAAGAUAACUCAAAAUAGAACAGAUCUCAAUUGUUUGGAAAACUGCCCAAAAUUUUAUUAUUAUUAAUGCAUUUGUAAUCUUUUAGCCAUUAAACAUCAAUUUUGCAAAAGUAAAUAACCUAUCUUCUGUCAGCAGUCUUGAAUCAUUGGUUUCAAGACAUUUGUAAACGCAAAAAUUGGCUCAUUCGAAGACAAGAAAUAGAAAUGUUGUCAAAACAGUCAAUCUGUGAGAGUGCAGCUUUAAGGUCAUAUCUAUUAACAGUAAUGGUUUGGAUUUGGCUUGACUUGUUUUUCAUGUUCAUCUUGCAUUCAUCUUAUAAAAGUUUGAUCUGCUUUUCUGAGGAAAACCUGGAAGCUGAAGUUAGCAAUUGACCGGUCACCAAACAAACGUCAUGUUAUUUUGUUCUUUUUUACCAAAUUUAAUCGUAAUUAUAAGUGACCACUGACUCACUGAUUAUUUGAUUGACAGCUGAUGACUGGUCAGUAGUGACUCAUUGACCGUCAUUUGAGGUAUCAUGCAAAAAGACCUAAGUAGGAAACUUGGUACUAAUUUUCACUAUGACAUUAUGCAUCUGUGUGGCAAGACCCGUAACUCUUUAUACAUUUGUUGCAUUAUCCCCCUUGAUUGAGCUAAGAGGUAUUGAUAUCUGCUUGCAGAACUCUUUUUGAGGUUUUCUGAUCUACUUGCCUGGCUUUAACUGUAAAGCCUCAUUCCGAUUUGCUGAUGAACCUUCUCAACAUGUGUUGUGUGUUUAUAGAUAUAUAUAUAGAGAAUUAUGUUACCUGUGCAUAACUGGUAAUAAGCCAUUUAGAUAGUUGUAAACUUGUGAAGAAGGAACACUUCUUCCUGUAUUUUUAGGGGGUACUGCCAUGAAGUUACAAGUGACAUAGAAGUUUAGUUGAGUUCUUUUUACCCCCUAUGAUUUGUUAUGUCCUAGUUUGUGCAGUUUAAGCAUGAUAUUGUUGCCAUGAUCCAAAGCCAUUUACUGAACAUUGUGCGCAGAUAUAUGUGCAGAGUUACAGAUAAAUUUUCCUAUGUAUAAAUUUUCCUAUGUAUUUGAGUAUUACUCCACACUUUUGAAAAAUAUUGGGUAUCUCACAUUAUAAAUGAGUAUUUCAAGUUUCUAUUACCCCAUCAUUUUGAUUUUAAUUGAGUAACAACAAUGAACGAUUUCCUUUUAUAAAUGUAAUUGGAAAUAAUUGUGUUUUGAUUACCGGCUCUUAUUUUGGUUUUAAAAAUUAGUGAAAGCUGUUUUCUUAAGGAAUUGUUAAGAUGAGUAGUUGAUAGUUCAUAAAAGUGUUAAAUUCCAUUUCAAACAUAUAAAUGAUCAUUUUGUGUUAUUUGGCAAGGGUAUGAAAUGAAUCUUUAAUUUUGCUUCACUAUUAUUUCAUCAUUUUACUUGACUGAUAUUUCAUGUCCCUUGUACAAGGACUUUUUAAACUCCUGUGUUAGCUGGUGGUUUAAUUGACGCUUUUCUCCACAUCAAAGUUUACUAUGUGCAAUAGUAAUAUACGAUAUCAAGUUCAUGAUUUACCAAAUAUAAUUGCAAUCAAGGACAUUUCAUAUAUUUUUUAAAGAGAAUAAGAUCUGGUUUAUUUCUGCUAGGAAAGUUUUUUUGUAAAUUGUACUCUGCACAGCAAAUUUUGAAUUUUUACACAAAGCACAAACUAGCGCCAGGUAUGGCUUACAUUCUGUAGUUGCUUAAAUUAGGUGAGUAAAAAAAUGUUUUUUUGUUUCUACCUCGGUAAUAUGACAGGACUCCAUUAAAAUAUCAAUUAAUUUCAUCUGCAAUUUUUUAACAUUUAAUGUUAGUGUUGUUUUAUUUUUUUGCUACCGGAUAUAAUCAUGAUUAGGGAAUAUAAAACAAUUGUUCAAUAAAAGAAAUCUCCAGUACUUGUUCUGUGCAUUAUAUUGGCCAUUUGUGCCACAUAUAAUAUUUGACAGCUUUCUAGUAUUCAUAACCAUUGCCAUUACUUACAAUUUACCUGUUUUGUGUACCUUUUUUUAAAGGCUAUUAUAUAAAAAAGGGUAAAUACAUUAAAACAUAUCUCCAUUUAUCGGUGGAAAAAAUAUCAUUUAAACUUAAAAUGUAUUGUAAAAGGGAAGAACAGCAUUUUUCUUCAAAUGUGUUCAAUUUACAAAUUUUAUUUCUUCUAACUAUAUGACAAUCAUGACUUUUAAUGAUAAAGGUAUGAAUUUACAUUACUUCAAAUUGUUCUUACAGCGAUCAUAAUUAUAUACAUUUAAAAUGAUUCAUGUUAAAUAUUUUAAGACUUACCGCACCAUUUCUAAUUUUGAUACAUGUAGAUGUUUAUAAUUUAUCAUACCAAACUUGGAGGAGAAUUCUCGUGUAUGGAAACUUUUUUAAUCUCAGUCAAAUUUUGAUUAAUAAUCUCAUGGGGGCAUUAAAACUUUUUUAUGAUUAUCAUGGGAGAAUCUCAUCAGGUUUCCUAGGUGUGAUUUCAAACCUAGGAAAUAUUUACAAUGGUGGUACGAGGCGGAUAUUCAUAAGACAUCUUGAGUUAUUUCCUAUCUUCUGUCAAAUUCACUAAUGUAUCUCGCUGGUCAUACUGUUUAAUACCCUUAUAAUAUUUGAAGUACUUUGUUUUGAUGGAUAUCAAAUAUACAAACUUUUAUGUUGAAAACUUGUAUACUUUUGUUUUCAAUAUAACUUUAAAAAUCUUAAGACUUAAGUUUUGAAACUUAAGCAAAGAAAGGACUUAAGAAUGUUUAUGAAUAUGUCCCCUGCACUGUUUAAAAUCCUUCCUACAAAAUAGCUUCUAGAGUUCUUGACGGAACAUGUUCCUGGUAACUUAUAAUCAGAAGUGAUUUUUUUCCUAUGGAAUGAUUUUGAAUGUAACCAUACAUGUGUGUACAUGUAGUUUAUAAUUAUAUAUGAAUGUCCAAAUUGGUAUUCAAAACAUUUUAAACUAUUUUGAAUGGAUUGACACAGGUUAUGGAGGAGAUUUCUCUACAUAAAUAUAUAUUAUGUCAAAGUUAAAAAAGUACAUGCGAUGCAACGAUGAUUAAAAAAGAUGCUAUGUUACAAUGUAUAGUUUCAUAACAUAAAUGAUCUAUAUCUGAAUUACAUAUGUUUAUUUGAUCCGAAAGUAUAAUGAGGGCUAUUCCGUUUAAACAUAAUAUACCCGGUAACCCCUGGGGGAACAUAAUAUACCCGGUAACCCAUGGGGGAACAUAAUAUACCCGGUAAACCCUGGGGGAACAUAAUAUACCCGGUAACCCCUGGGGGAACAUAAUAUACCCGGUAACCCCUGGGGGAACAUAAUAUACCCGGUAACCCAUGGGGGAACAUAAUAUACCCGGUAACCCAUGGGGGAACAUAAUAUACCCGGUAACCCAUGGGGGAACAUAAUAUACCCGGUAACCCCUGGGUGAACAUAAUAUACCCGGUAACCCAUGGGGGAACAUAAUAUACCCGGUAACCCAUGGGGGAACAUAAUAUACCCGGUAACCCCUGGGGGAAGGCACUUCUAAAUUAUGCCACAGCUAAAAAAGCAAAUUUACCCUUUUGGGGUCCAAAUUAGCGAAAAAGACACCCCCUUUGUACUAUGUAAAUUAUUGCCAUCCCCCGGUGGGUUAUAUGUUUUACUGGAAUAGCCCUAAGAUUAUAUACAAUAGGGUUGAUUUUAUUACAUGGAAAUGAUCAUGUAUUUUUCAAAAGACAGUAAGGUCCAUAGAAAGAAACAAAGAGGGACUUGAUAUUGUUAAAAAAAAAUUGUAUAUCUGUUUUCAUGUGCUACCGUAAAUGUUAUCCAUGAAGUGAAUAAAAAAAAUUAUGAUUAUGUACCAGUAAAGCUUUUCUUAUUAAGUAUAUUGAAAUGUUAUAGUUAUUGUUAGUCUGUAUUUAAAGAUGUAUCGUGUAGUUUGUGAGUUUUCAAUGGUGUAUUGAUGUGCAGAACUUGGUGUUUUUGUUGUUAAUCACUAACUUAUCUGUUGUGUACUAGCUAAUGUUUAUGAGUGUAAUGUUUGUGUAUCUGAGCCUGUUUGAGAGUGAUUUAAACUUUGUAUGUGUUUUUAUUUUUCUGCUUUUAAGGAGUUUGAUUUUAAAUAAAAAAAGUCCAUUUAUUUUUCAUUUGAAUGCGUACUGUGUUUGGAUUGUUAUUUUUAUUUUAAAGCAAACUGUUCAUUUCAUUUAUAUUCUGUUUAUAAGCAAUCUAGGUAGUUGAUUUCAUUUACAUUCUGUUUAUAAGCAAUCUAGGUAGUUGAUUUCAUUUACAUUCUGUUUAUAAGCAAUUUAGGUAGUUGGUUUUAUUUACAUUUUGUUUUAAAGCAAGGUCUUUUAUUCACAUUUUAAAGCAAAUAGUUUGCUUCAUUUGUGCUUUUCUUUUGGGAUUUAAGGUUAAUUUUUGUUCAGUUGUGUUUCAUGCUUAAGCAGUAAAUAAAAAUUAUUGACCUUCUACUCUGAAAUUAUUAACCUUCUACUCUGAAAAAGUUCAAUAGACAUAAGGGCCAUUCUUUAAAGAAAGUUCACAGUUUUAUUUUCAAAUGCAUUUUAAAGUAGGCAUUGCAGCAUUGACUGCCAGUUUGCAGUUUUAGUCCCUGUUUGAUUAGUAGCUUUAUAUACAUGUAGUUGUUUGUGUAUUAGAGAUGUACAAACUUCAGUAUGUUGUGGUGGGUGGAGGUUAUGAUAACAAACAUAUUUUAGUGGUCGAAAUUAGUAUAAGCCAGCAAACAUUGCACUGGUAAAAUGAUUUCUGGGCUUGCUCAAAUUCGGGAUUUUAUAAAGCAGGGAUUGUUGAUUAUUAUUUGUAUUUUCAAACACUGGACUAAGAAAAUUCUGGCUUAUUCUUCAAAACUCUAAUUUAGAUGACUAAUAUUUAUAGAAUGAUUGUGAUUUGAAUAAAUGAUUAUAAAAGUCAA
Molecule: messenger RNA, 8317 nt
Organism: Mya arenaria
Lineage: Eukaryota; Metazoa; Mollusca; Bivalvia; Myida; Myidae
Product: large neutral amino acids transporter small subunit 2-like
Exons: 12
Coding region: 309-1787 (492 amino acids)
Biological process (GO): amino acid transmembrane transport
Cellular component (GO): membrane
Molecular function (GO): L-amino acid transmembrane transporter activity
Source: RefSeq, a predicted model, not a curated record